AUGGGUAGGGUUAAAUUGAAGAUAAAGAAACUAGAGAGCAUAAGCAAUCGGCAUGUGACUUAUUCAAAGCGUAAAAGUGGAAUUUUAAAGAAAGCAAAGGAAUUGUCAAUACUGUGCGAUAUAGACAUUCUCCUUCUCAUGUUUUCUCCCACAGGAAAGCCGACAUUACUACAAGGAGAGCGCAGUAAUAUUGAGGAGGUUGUUGCAAAAUUUGCUCAACUUAGCCCACAAGAAAGGGCCAAAAGGAAAAUGGAAAGCCUUGAAGCUUUAAAGAAAACCUUCAAGAAAUUGGAUCAUGACGUAAAAAUACAGGAUUUCUUAGGUUCAAGCACCCAAACAGUGGAGGAAUUAUCUCAUCAAGUGAGGGUUUUACAAGCUCAGCUCACAGAAGUACAUCAGAGACUGAGCUAUUGGAAUAAUGUAGAGAAGAUCAACAAUUUAGAGCAUCUGAGGCAAAUGGAAGAGUCAAUACGAGAAUCAAUCAAUCGAGUGGGCCUGCAGAAGGAAAAUUUAGGGAAGCACCAACUCAUUUCACUUGAAUGUGCUAACCAGUUACAGGAAGGGAUGACAUUACCCUUGAUGAUGGCAAGUCUACAAGAAUCUCAACCGCUGUCUUGGCUUUUGAAUAAUGAUAAUCAUCAAUUGUUGUUACCAAGUGAACCAAAAUUUCUACCAUUUAGUGAUAAUACCAAUAGAGAAGCCGAGUGUUCCACUGACAUUUCACUUCCAAGCUAUUCAAGUUAUAUCGGAAACAACAAACUUGAAGUUGAGCUCUCCCCAAGUGACUACUUUGGGUCAAGGAGGUGGUGCAAUGAACGAGUUAAAUGGAACCACAUACUUAAAUGUACAACGUUGUGACCAAUUUGCGUUUCCUCCUCCACAAGAUAUUGAGGAAGCAAAACAUUUACCAACAUUAAACAACAAAUCAAACACCGUGGAUUACCA
Molecule: messenger RNA, 945 nt
Organism: Vigna unguiculata (cowpea)
Lineage: Eukaryota; Viridiplantae; Streptophyta; Magnoliopsida; Fabales; Fabaceae
Product: agamous-like MADS-box protein AGL65
Biological process (GO): positive regulation of transcription by RNA polymerase II
Molecular function (GO): protein dimerization activity; DNA-binding transcription factor activity, RNA polymerase II-specific; cis-regulatory region sequence-specific DNA binding
Source: RefSeq, a predicted model, not a curated record